Colletotrichum abscissum is the source of this 948-nucleotide messenger RNA. RefSeq lists its product as uncharacterized. The coding region runs from base 1 to 948 and encodes 315 amino acids. The record is from RefSeq and is a predicted model, not a curated record. NCBI's taxonomy places the organism in Eukaryota, Fungi, Ascomycota, Sordariomycetes, Glomerellales, Glomerellaceae. The transcript has a single exon.
AUGAAACAGAUUCUCAGCCGGCCGGUCCUCACCGCAGCCUCACUCCUCUCGAUGCUGCCACUCACAUUCGCCCAAAACGCCCAAGUCAAAGUCUCAUUCGACUCGACGUUCCGAACCGUCGCCCCCCCAAACGACGCCUUCGCACAAGACGCCUCACACGUCCGCGUCGUAUCAGCCAUCCUCCUCGCCCUCUCCCUCAUCUUCGUCCUCAUCUCCAUCGCAGAAAGCAAGCGCUGGUCCUCCACCGUGCCCACGGCCCUGACCCUCGGCGCCGCGACCUGCGUUCUGCCCGAGGCCGUGGACAACUACCUCGCAAACUGCUACUGGUCGCAGUCGCACGACCCGUCCCAGCUCAUGUUCACCUUUCUCGGCCGCGAGUUCGACCUGUACGUCGGCAUCAUCUGGUGGUCCUUUGGCGCCGUGCUCGGAUGCACCAUCUUUGGCGCGCUCAUGCGCGGGGUCAGCAAUAAGACGCUGCUGGUGUUUCUUGGCCUCGCGGGUCUGUUCGACGUCGUACUGGAGGAGUGCCUGCUCAACUACGGCGGGCUAUACCUCUACUACGGGCACCAACCCCUCGUGCUGUUUAGUUUGUUCCCCUGCUGGUGGGCAUUCUGCAACGUCUCGGCCGUGUUUCUAGGCAUCGCCAUGACGUACCGGUACCGCGAGUGGUUCAACGGGUGGAAGGGCGUCUUUGUGCUGCCGAUACUGCCCUUUUGUUACGUUGCGGGUUGGUCUCUGGCGGCUAUGCCUACUGUAUAUGCUGUUCACGCCGACUAUAAGCCCGUUGUCACGCAGCUGUGUGGCAUUCUUACGUGUUGUUUGGCUUUGCUCCAGAUUGGGGUCGUUAUGGAUGUUGUUCUUGGGAGGCAGGUGUUUGAGUCCGGCCACACUUCAGGUCGCGUGGUUCGAUUUGAGGAGAAGACGUGGUCGGUCAAGUCUCGCAAGUAG